UCUAGUUCAAUUGAAAUAUAGAGUGCCAACCGUAAGCCGCGAUCACCUACAAUUACAAACCGAUUCCCAAACCGAUUUCUUUUUCUUAAGCCCCAAGACGUUCGCUACUUUUCAAGGUGAAGCCUUCUUUACUACUCGUAUCUGUUAGAUAUUCGUCCUCUUCAAGACUUCAACCCAACGAUUUCUUCGACUUCUUCAGUCUGAUCGUGUAAUGUCUGAGGUAGCGAUUGAGGUUCCCCUAAAGGGUGGGUUUUGCUUCGACCAAUGUAGAAGGAACGCCAUGCUCUCGGAGAAAGGUCUCAAGCCUCCGUCCUUCCUCAAGACCGGGACUACUAUUGUCGGUCUGAUUUUCCAAGAUGGUGUUAUUCUUGGAGCAGAUACAAGAGCCACAGCAGGGCCCAUUGUUGCUGAUAAGAAUUGUGAGAAAAUCCAUUUUAUGGCACCAAAUAUUUAUUGCUGUGGAGCAGGUACUGCUGCUGAUACAGAGGCAGUGACAGACAUGAUCAGUUCCCAGCUGCAGCUACACCGGUAUCAUACUGGUCGGGAAUCAAGGGUUGUAACAGCUCUUACCCUUUUGAAGUCUCAUCUUUUCAAUUACCAAGGUCAUGUCUCAGCUGCUUUGGUGCUUGGUGGAGUUGAUGUCACUGGACCACAUUUGCAUACUAUCUACCCUCAUGGAUCAACGGAUACUCUUCCAUUCGCUACGAUGGGCUCAGGUUCUCUUGCUGCAAUGUCAGUUUUUGAAACGAAAUACCGUGAAGGGCUAACUAAGGAUGAAGGAAUAAAAAUAGUAUGUGAGGCGAUUUGCUCUGGCAUAUUCAAUGACUUGGGAAGUGGAAGCAAUGUGGAUGUUUGUGUAAUAACCAAGGGGCACAAAGAGUAUCUGAGGAACCACCAGUUGCCAAAUCCGCGCACUUAUGUCAGUGAGAAAGGCUAUUCUUUCUCCAAGAAGACCGAGGUUCUAAUGACAAAGAUUACCCCCUUGAAGGAGCAGGUGGAAGUUAUUGAAGGUGGAGAUGCCAUGGAGGAAUAGUUUUCAGUUAUAUAUUUUUGUAAUUUCUCACUUUUAUGCCUUGAAUUUUAUCUCAUAUCCAACAUCAGGUGUAACCUUGGUUGAAGUUUCAAAGGUGUAAGAAGUUCACUGUUGAUUGAGAUUCUUGAAGCUGGAAAUUUUAAACUAGUUCUCUCCCAAUUCCACUGGAAGUUCACUCUUUCCAACAAAAACAUAAACCUUUUUAGUUUGCUUCACACCUCGGUAAUUGAGAUUCUUGAAGCUGGAAUUAUUGCUUUCAUAAUUGAUAUUUUUUAAUAGAUCAUUUUUAUUAUUUUUCA
This is a messenger RNA of Cornus florida, 1332 nucleotides long. RefSeq names its product proteasome subunit beta type-7-B-like. NCBI's taxonomy places the organism in Eukaryota, Viridiplantae, Streptophyta, Magnoliopsida, Cornales, Cornaceae. Gene Ontology annotation, cellular component: proteasome core complex. Gene Ontology annotation, molecular function: threonine-type endopeptidase activity. The record is from RefSeq and is a predicted model, not a curated record. The transcript has 9 exons. Bases 212 to 1033 code for a protein of 273 amino acids.